AUGAAUUUUAUUAACUGCCGCUUUUUCAAAAUGCCUUCAUACAAUCAAGAAAUUAAUGUGGAUCUGAAUUCUAAUGAAAAUGGUGCCUUGAAGACUGAUGCCAAAGAUGGCAAAAUCGAUGAGAGUCGGUAUAUGUCGGUCGAACAAAUUCCGAAUAACGCACCGGUGGGACUCAAUGCUGACCAGGAGAUCGCUUUUGCUUUGAGAGAUUUUUUGACCCCAUCGAGUACAGCGCUCAGUGAUGGAGAACCAUCUCCAUCCGCGUUAUCGCAGACACUACCUUUCAUAGAUGAACAGGUAGAUGGAGACGAUGCCACGCAUUCUGAGGAGGAGUUACAGCAAAGCCGUGAAACUGAAGAAGUGUUGAACAAUGCGGCUUGCCGGCUGAGGCGGUGGCGUGCUGCGUCAAGGAAGUUGCGCCGGCCACGGAUUAUAAACAAUCUGAGUUCUAAAGAUGAAAAAGAUAGCAACAUCAGCAAGGUCUGUAACUCUGGGCACACGGACCUGGCGGACCGGCUCCGCAGCCUGGCGGCGGCCGGCAGCAUGUCAGCGUCGGCUGGUGAGCUGCUGUCACUGGCGCCGCCGCCCCCAGCGGCCACCGCACCGCCCUCUCCUGGCUGUCUGCUCUCACCCUCGCUGGCAGACCAGAGCUCCGCAGAAUAUUUUGGCUCAAGUCCGGAGUGCUGUGCUGAUAAUGCAGGACUGGACUCUGCUAACAAUGCUGGGACACCAGCGCCACCUCCGGGCCCUCGGUACAAGCUGGCUUCCGAGGGAUCCCUCAGGGUAUGCUGCUUCCAGCACACCAGAACCGUAGUGGACAAGAUACUAGCAGCCAAAUUCCUAAGGCGAUGGGAAACACACGUGCUCUGCCUAGAGGAACAACAUAUUAUUUCUAAAACGCCCUCCGGCUUGUUAGAGCAUCCGUUGUCAUACAGUUGUAUGCAGGAGGUGUACUGCAUCUCACGUUGGGAUCCUGCAAGGAAAUACUGUCUUCGAAUAGUCAUGCCUCAUGGAUCUCUUCUGCUACAGGCUAACGACGCUUAUACGCGGGACCAAUGGUAUCAUUCCAUUAUAUGGAGGAGAAACAUGAUAAGGUACAAGAAUUUCCUAACAAAGACUGUGAGAAAAGAAGUCGUCUUGAAAGAAUUAAAGAAUAUGGUGGACUUUGUAAUGACUACGCCUCUACAAGACGAAAGUGUGACUCGCGCGCCUCUACAGAUCCUGACCGAUUUACUAUCAGAGAAUAAAGAAAGUGAGGACUGGGAAGAGUGGGCGGAGAUGGUGACGAGUGCGGCGGCGCCGCUGUUAGCAGAGCGAUGCGCGGCCGGCGACCUGUGCGCCCUGCUAGCGCGCCUGUGCAGGAGACGGCCGCGGGCAGCACCACUACCUGCGCUCGCACCACCCGUACGAAGGGUGCUCACGCGCAAUGUAGACUUCGCCAGAGCCCCCAACGGCAGGCGACUCGUUAGAGAUUAUAUCAGUGCCUUGAGCGCGCAUAACUCGGGCAGUUCCCUAGUCCGCCGAUUCGUUGAAGUGACGCACGGGAACCGCGCGACGUGCCCAUAUCCUCGAGCGGCUCCCAACCUUGCUGCAGUCGCGCUGGCCGCAUUGGAUGACCACUACCGUGACUCUGCGACCCCACACGUCUGCGAUGAGUCUGAAGAAGAAGUCUUAUGUUUUGCCGAUAUCUUGGAACACAUGUGCGAGUAUGAAGAUUGGCUUGUCGUAGUAGGUGCUGUAUUGCAACCAGUUCCUUUAUGCGCGGGCGCUAUGAGUUGCCCACGCGUCGCUAAGAGGCUAGGAAAACUAUUGAAUGCGUUAGCGCAUGACCAACGCUGCGCGGCACACGCAUGCGUGGCCCCCGCCCGAGCCGCGAGGCUCUGCCCACCGUCCUGGCUGAGAGCUGCAGCGCCCUCAGAUCCGCUGCUUGCUCUGCCAAACGAAGAAUUAUGUCAGAUUUGGGGAGAUAUGUUGGGAGGCCUGCUUAAUUGUUGCUGUAAACGAAAAAGUUUCCUGCAGAGUAUGAGCAAACAGCUUCCCGAUUUUGUUUUAGUCGCAUUAACCGCUCACCCAGCUGCUAUAGAGGCUCUAUGUUUAUUUUUGGAAUGGGAGGUUACAACUGGAGAGCAGACUCAAUUGGAAAUUAUUGCUACGUUACAAGGCACCGAACUUGGUCAGAAAUAUUACAGAGAUCUGUGCGAGAGACAGCAAAAUCUUCAACGACUGCAAUCAGAAGGUGGUCCUCGUCGACUAGCGCUGCCAGUUCGCGCGACUGAUGCAGACGUUGCGGAACUGUUGGACGCCGGCGCUCUCGGCAACCUUGAGUGCCUCUCCCUUGCUUUCACCAGCGUCACCAGCGCAUGUGCACAUCACCUCAUUAAGUUGCCAUCUCUACGCUACUUGAACCUGUGGGCUACCAAGUUUGGCGACAGCGGUGUGCAGCUAAUUGCUGAGCAUCUUCCUAAGCUUCAGGUCCUUAACCUUUGUGAGACGCCCGUCUCCGACAAGGGAAUAGAGGCAUUAUCUGGCCUCUCCAAUUUACGGCGUCUAAAUCUGAACAGCACCAAGUUAUCAGCUGAAGCAUUUGAAGUUCUACGCCAGCGUCUGCCCCACCUCCAGGAGUACGACAUACGGUAUACGGAGGCUUGGUGA
Molecule: messenger RNA, 2652 nt
Organism: Spodoptera littoralis (African cotton leafworm)
Lineage: Eukaryota; Metazoa; Arthropoda; Insecta; Lepidoptera; Noctuidae
Source: the annotation of a GenBank genome assembly